Molecule: messenger RNA, 282 nt
Organism: Acaulospora morrowiae
Lineage: Eukaryota; Fungi; Glomeromycota; Glomeromycetes; Diversisporales; Acaulosporaceae
Source: the annotation of a GenBank genome assembly
AUGACUUCCCUACCAAUGUUGAGGCAAGAUUAUGUACAUCGUAUUGGGCGAACAGGACGUGGUGGCGCGAAAGGUUCUGCAAUAACGUUCUUUACAAUGGAAAAUGCUAAACAAGCUAAAGAUUUGGUAAAUAUAUUACGAGAAGCUAAUCAGGAAGUCGACCCUAAGCUUCUUGAGCUUGUAAAACUCGCUGUCGCUAGCACUAAUAAUGGACGAUCAAGAUAUGGCAGCAGUAGUGGUCGUGGUUAUAAUGCUGCUGUAAAUAACCGUUCUCGUUGGUGA